AUGUCUGCCUGGACAAGCACUUGGGCCGAAGUGCCUGGACCUGAUCCGAUUCCGAUUGUGGGGAUGUUGAGAUUGGCUGUCAUGUACUCUGCCAAACGGUGCGGGAUACAUUCGAGCACCAGCAUUGAGCACCCCAGCUCCUGCAAAAACUUGGCUUCAUUGAAGAUAUUUGCGGCGUCAUGGGCCUUCUUACCCUGGACUUUGUAUCCUCCCGUUGCAUUGAAUUGCUGGGGCUUGAGUCCAAUAUGGCCUGUGAUGGGGAUUCCUAUUUCCACGAGUCUUUUGAUCUGGGCAGCGUGCUCAAACCCACCCUCAAUCUUCAGCGAUCCUAUCUUUCCCAGCUUCAUCAGCUUGACCGCCGACUCAACGCACUGGGACACGCUCGCCUCGAAAGAGCCAAACGGCAGAUCUGCAAUCACGUACUUCUCGUGCACUCCACGAAGCACAGACUUGCACGUAUAG
Ogataea philodendri is the source of this 462-nucleotide messenger RNA. RefSeq lists its product as uncharacterized. Lineage: Eukaryota; Fungi; Ascomycota; Pichiomycetes; Pichiales; Pichiaceae. The coding region runs from base 1 to 462 and encodes 153 amino acids. The transcript has a single exon. The record is from RefSeq and is a predicted model, not a curated record.